CAAAUGAAGAAAUGGUGCAUUCACGCAAGUAGUAGCUACAUCGAUCGCCAUAUAAUCCAGGAAAGGAAAUAUAUUUAUCUAGUAGUGAACAACAGAAAUGUGCAUGCGUCAAUUUCCAAGUGCCAAAAUCCUCAGAUUGACGCGUGCGCAUGACAAUCCCAUUCUUUGUCCACCAAACGGCAUUCCGGGGUGGAGACUGAGGUGCCUCGAUGCUACUGUCAUAACCCGAAAAUAUUUACAAAGCUGUCAAAGACUUCAUAUAUUUGUGUUGCUCUUUCUGAACAGGGUAUGGGCUUCCUGGGAACCAGGGACCACUAAGUUAUGAAGCUCUUCCCUUCCAGACCUUCCCUGCUCUCCAUCUCCAGUUACUGCCUGAGCCUUACCCACUGCUGCUCUCACAUCCACCAUCUCUGCUCAGCCUGGUACUAGCAGCUUGGCUCAGACUCACUUCAUCACAAAGAAUAAAAAAAGAGAAAGAGAGCGGGAGAAGAGAAGAAAACCCUUCCCAGCUGCCAUCCAGACACACAUGGUGCAUAGUUGCCAUUCUCUAGAAUCCAUCUAUCCCCGUGGCCCAGCCUCCAGCACACAUCACAUAGCCUAGCCUAGCCCAGUGCCUGCCCAAGGGAUAUAAAUAGGCUGCACCAGCUAGUGUGUGGAGUGUGCACUUGUGUUUCCUUUUUUCUCUGGGUCAUACAUACGACCAGGAGGGGUCACACCCAUUUGUUUUCUGUCUUCCCACUGCCUGGAGCAGUGUUAGUUAGUGGUGGGACCGAGGAGAGAGUGACGAGGCAGAGACCAUGGAGGUCAAUAUGGAGUAUUGUCUGGCCCAGGUGGUGCAGAAAGACCUGGGGCGGAAGGUGCAGGUGGGACAGGAGCUCAUAGAUUACAUUGUGGAUAAGGAGAAGUCCCAGGACCUGGAGCAAGACCAGACUGCUCUGGACAGGAUGGUUGACGGCAUCGCUACCACCUGGGUCAACUCCUCCAACUUCAAGGUGGCUUUGCUAGGAAUAGACCUUUUAUCUGCCUUAGUGACACGGUUACAGGACCGAUUUAGGAACCAUGUGGGAACAGUACUGGCCAGUCUGAUAGAUCGUCUGGGUGAUUCCAAAGACCAAGUCAGAGACCAAGAUCAAAUCCUGCUGCUGAAAAUCAUGGAGCAGGCUGCCUCCCCACAGUACGUGUGGGACAGAAUGCUGGGAGGCUUCAAACACAAGAACAACAGGACCAGAGAGGGAGUGUGCCUUUGUCUCAUCUCAACUCUCAACAUGUACGGAGCCCAAGGCUUAACCCUCAGUAAAAUAGUCCCUCACAUAUGUAAUCUUCUAGGAGAUCCCACCAGUCAGGUGAGAGACGCAGCUAUGGGCUGCCUAGUGGAGAUCUACAGACACGUGGGGGAGAGGGUGAGGAUGGACCUUAGCAAGAAGGGCCUACCACAGUCACGGUUGAAUGUAAUCUUCAGCAGAUUUGAUGAAGUCCAAAGAUCUGGGAACAUGAUCCCAUCCUCAGGUUCAGAUAAGAACUUUGAAGAUGAGGACUCUGUGGACGGGGGCCGGUCCUCCUCCUCCGCAUCGUCCUCCAAGGCGCCCCCCAGUGGGAGGAAGACUGUAGCUGCAGCUUCUGUCCGGAGACCCAGCUCUGCCACUGGACCCGGCAAGAUCUCAGCUAAAGAUGCUGCUGCAGGUGCUGUUGACGAGGAGGACUUCAUCAAGGCUUUUGAAGAGGUUCCUACUAUCCAGAUCCACUCCAACAGAGAGAUGGAAGACAACCUCUCCAAGGUCCGGGAGGUUCUGUCUGAUGACAAAAACGACUGGGAGCACAGAGUUGUCGCUCUGAAGAAGGUGCGUUCUCUGCUCCUGGCUGGAGCACUGGAUUAUGAUAGUUUCCCUCAGCAGCUCCGUCUUCUGGAGGCCCCUCUGAAGCUGUCGGCUAAAGACCUGAGGUCCCAGGUGGUACGAGAGGCCUGCAUCACACUGGGAUACCUGUCCACGUUGCUGGGCAACAAGUUUGACCACUGUGCAGAGACCCUGAUGCCCACACUGCUCAACCUGGUGCCCAACAGUGCCAAGGUCAUGGCCACGUCUGGGGUGGCAGCCAUACGCCUCAUCCUCAGGCACACACACUACUCACGGCUCAUCCCCAUCAUCACUAGUAACUGCACGUCCAAAUCAGUGGCCGUCAGAAGGCGCAGUUAUGAGUUCUUAGAGCUGUUAUUACUAGAGUGGCAGACGCACACACUGGAGAGGCACGUGACUGUUCUGACUGAAACCAUCAAGAAAGGGAUCCAUGAUGCUGACUCAGAGGCCAGAUCUGUCGCAAGAAAGUGUUAUUGGGGUUUCCAUGGCCACUACAGCCGGGAGGCGGAGCAUCUGUUCCAGGCCCUAGAGUCGACCUAUCAGAAGGCUCUACAGUCCCACCUGAAGAGUUCUGACAGUGUCGUGUCCCUCCCCCAAUCAGACCGCUCAUCCUCCUCCUCACAGGAGAGCCUCAACCGGCCCCUGUCUGUCAAGAGUGCCAUAGGAGGCAGCAUGACAAGGGGUAAGAUGGUGAGUUCCAGGGUGAACUCCAACUCCGGCGGUUCUCUUCAGCGCUCCCGUAGUGAUAUCGACGUGAACGCUGCGGCCAGCGCCAAGUCACGCCUGGUCACCGUGCCCUCCGCUUCUCCCUUCAGCUCAGCAGCUGCCCUGCCCCCAGGCUCCUACGCCUCACUAGAUGGCACACCCGGUAAAAUUGAUACUGGUCGUGUGCGUACGAGGAGAACAAGCUCCGGCAGUGCUGUCGGAGCCAGCGCUACUGUGACUGACAGCAGGGGUCGCAGCCGAGCCAAAAUGGUGUCCCAGUCCCAGCGAUCCAGAUCUGCUAACCCCAUUGGGGGUGGUAAGGCCCGAACUUCAUCCAAUCAGACUGGCAGUCGCUCCAGUUCCCCUGGCAAGCUGCUGGGCCACUCGUCUGGGUACGGGAGGAUCAGCAGGCCCCCAUCAGCCUCCAGAACCCCUGCAGACAAGAGGAGCAAGGUCCCCCGCAGCCAGGGCUGCAGUAGAGAUUCCUCGCCCAACAGACUGGGCCUAGCCAGGCUGUGUGGUAAAGCUCUUGUUCCUGGUACUCCUCUCUCCUCCUACAACACGCUAGCAAGGAGCCGUAUCCCCCGGCCCAGCAUGAGUCAGGGCUGCAGCAGGGACACAUCUAGGGAAAGCAGCCGAGACACCAGCCCUGCUCGGGGCUUCAAGCCUCUUGCCUCCCGACGUACCUCCCGCUCUACCAGCGCCUUAUCCACAGCUGACCCCCACAGCCAGUCAGACCGAUUUGGUUUGAUCCACCAGGCCCGCAUUUCUGCCUCGGUGAACGCCAUGAGAGUCCUCAACACUGGCACUGAGGUGGAGGCUGCUGUGGCUGAUGCACUGCUAUUAGGAGACUCCAGAAAUAAGCGGAAGCCUAUGAGGCGGCGCUAUGAGUCUCCUGGUAUCUAUUCUGAUGAUGAUGCUAACAGCGAUGCGUCCAGCGCCUGCUCGGAACGCUCGUACGGCUCCCGGAACGGAGGUAUCCCUCACUACCUACGUCAGACAGAGGAUGUGGCGGAGGUACUCAACCACUGUGCCAGCUCCAACUGGUCUGAGAGGAAGGAGGGACUGCUGGGACUGCAGAACCUGCUCAAGAGUCAAAGAAUACUCAGCCGAGUGGAGCUGAAGAGACUAUGUGAAAUCUUCACCAGGAUGUUCGCAGAUCCACACAGCAAGCGAGUGUUCAGUAUGUUUCUAGAGACUCUGGUAGACUUUAUCCUGGUGCACAGAGAGGACCUGCAGGACUGGCUGUUCGUCCUGCUCACCCAGCUACUGAAGAAGAUGGGAGCUGACCUGCUGGGAUCCGUACAGGCCAAGGUCCAGAAGGCUCUGGACAUCACCAGGGAGUCUUUUCCGUUUGAUCAGCAGUUUAACAUCCUGAUGAGGUUCAUUGUGGACCAGACACAGACACCCAACCUCAAGGUGAAGGUGGCCAUCCUGAAGUACAUAGAGUCACUGGGAAGACAGAUGGAUCCUACAGACUUUGUCAACUCCAGUGAAACUCGACUGGCUGUAUCUCGCAUUAUUACGUGGACCACAGAACCCAAGAGCUCUGACGUCAGGAAGACCCUUCAUAACUGGGUGGUGGAGGAGCUAUCAGGCAGGUCCGGUACUGCAGCCUUACUGUCCCAGCAGGCCGGGGAGGGGCACCUGGAAGAGAGGUGUAAGCAGGCGGCCCAGGUGGUGCUGAUAUCUCUGUUUGAGCUGAACACCCCAGAGUUCACCAUGCUGCUGGGAGCCCUGCCCAAGACCUUCCAGGACGGGGCCACCAAGCUGCUCCACAACCACCUCAAGAACUCCAGCAACACCAGCAGCGUGAGUUCUCCCAGCAACACUAUUGGGCGGACCCCACCCCGCCACACCCCCAGCCGGACCAGCCCCCUCACCUCCCCGACCAACUGCUCCCAUGGUGGGCUGUCUCCCAGUCGGUUGUGGGGUGGGUGUUGGAGUGGCGAUGGGCUGUCUAAGCACCCCCCUCCCCCUCAUCCUCCUCCGCCUCCCUCCACCCCCUCCGGCCCCGCCCUCAGGGUCCUCCGCAGAGCGUACUCUCCCAGUAUGUUGGAGUAUGACACAGAGAACAUGAACUCUGAUGAGAUCUACAACUCCCUGCGAGGAGUCACAGAGGCCAUCCAGAGUUUCAGCUAUCGCAGCCAGGAGGACCUCAACGAACCAAGAGGGAAGAGGGACGAUGCUGUGGGGCGUGAAGUUGUGGCGUCCUCCCCAGGCUCUGAUGCCCGUUUGGGGCUGGAUGUGGUGGAGGGUGGGCGUACAGCCCUGGAUAACAAGACCUCCCUCCUCAACACCCCGUCUCCCCGCUCCUUCUCCGGGCCGCGGGCCAGGGAGUUCGCCCCCUACGGGUAUGGGGACACCAUCACCUCAUCCUACGACAAGAGUGCCCUAAAGGAGGCCGUGUUCGACGAUGACGUGGAACAGUUCAGAGACUGCCGUCGGCAGGACGGCAGUGGUGAAAACAAGAUGGUGCUGCCUAAGGGCUUUGCUCCUGGUUCCCAGGACCACUCAGACCUUGUGGCAGACCUUCUAAAGGAGCUGUCAAAUCACAACGAGCGUGUGGAUGAGCGUAAGGGGGCCUUGGUGGAGCUGCUGAAGAUCACACGAGAGGACAGCCUGGCCGUGUGGGACGAACACUUCAAGACCAUCCUCCUACUGCUCCUGGAGACACUGGGGGAUAAAGACCACACCAUCCGGGCCCUGGCUCUGCGGGUUCUGAAGGAGAUACUGAGAAACCAACCGGCCCGCUUCAAGAACUAUGCUGAACUCACCAUCAUGAAGACCCUGGAGGCACACAAAGACUCACACAAGGAGGUGGUGCGGGCAGCGGAGGAGGCAGCCUCCACCCUAGCCGGCUCCAUCCACCCAGAGCAGUGUAUCAAGGUGCUGUGUCCCAUCGUCCAGACGGCUGACUACCCCAUCAACCUGGCUGCCAUCAAGAUGCAAACCAAGGUGAUAGAACGCAUCACCAAGGAGUCCCUCCACCAGCUGCUUCCUGAUAUCAUACCAGGACUACUGCAGGGCUAUGACAACACGGAGAGUAGUGUUCGCAAGGCUAGUGUGUUCUGUCUGGUGGCCAUCUACUCCGUGAUUGGAGAAGAGCUAAAACCACACCUGCAGCUACUCACGGGCAGCAAGAUGAAGCUGCUGAACUUGUACAUCAAGAGGGCCCAGACGACCAACAGCAACAGCAGCAGUUCCUCGGAUGUGUCCUCACACAGCUAACUGUAGGAGGGAUCGGCCUGUCUGUACUUUGCAUCUGAAUUAGGGGAUAUAGGUUGUGUCCCAAAUGGCACCCUAUUCCCUGUAUAGGCCACUACGUUUGGGCCCUGGUCAAAAGUAGUGUACUAUAUUGGGAAUAGUGUGCCAUUUGGGACAGAGACAAAGUUGUGCCUCUUCCAGACCUCUCCAUUCCUGAGAUUCUCUUCUCUCCUUCACCACGCUGGACUCCUCUUUUGCUCCCAGCUUUUUCUUUAUUUUCUCUCCAGUGAAUUUGUCCUUUCAUUUGUCAUCAGAUUUCUUUCUCCCCGUUUUGUAGAUUUUUUGUUAUUUUAAAAGAGGUCUGGGUAUAGGGUGGUUUAACGCUUUUUGACUUCUCUAUAAGACUGAAUGGGAGUCAAGCUACUGUACAUAUGCGUCAACCCUCUAUUUUGCUGUCAUUUUUUAUAAUCUAACUUUUGAUGCUUAUUUGGUUGAUCAUUCAAAAAGUAACUGGAGGAGAAAGGCGAAACCAGGAGUUAUGAUAUGGUCCAAUAACAAUGAUAUGGUCCAAUAGCAAAUAACACCCUGAAAUUGAUUCAGAAGAAGAAGAAAAACACAUCCCUUCAAAAUGCAGUUGUACUGUAGUUGAACGAAUGAAUUCCUUCGCAUUUAACAAGGAAGGCCCAUUGAGGUCAGAAUACCUCUUUCCCAUGGGGACCACAUGGCAUUCAGUUUGUGAUAAACUAAGAAUCAUAUGGCUGGCCCAGUGAUGAUACAAAGCCCUGAUAUAAACCAGGCUGAAGACUUGGGUUUGGGAACAUUGAAAACCAAAUAUGGCAGCAAUUGAAAUUUGUAGAAUGAGUAGUAAUCUCACUGUUUUUCUUUAUAAACUGAAGGAUGGUGUCAUAAAAUCCUAUAAACAUUUUAAUUUGAACAUUUUAAUUUGAACAUUUUAAGUUAGCCAAUUAUGAAGCCUCACUUACGCCCAGGUAGGCUAACACUAUGUUUUAUUAUUAUUAUUAUCUAUUAGUUUGGGAGAAUUUACGGCGGAAACAUUGUCAGAGGCCAACUUGCAGCUAAUAGCUUGUCUCUAACCUGAGAAAAAUCCCCUGAAUCAAUGAAGUGAAAUUGAAUGGAUCCCUCCCAACUCAUAAAAUUAGAAUGAGUGUUCUCAACCUACUCAAUGACCAUGUUGCUAAUGAUGUCAGACACUGAAUGGAUGGGCCAUUAUCAGUCAUGACAACAAACAACGUUGUCAGUAAAAACACUAAACAAAUCCAAAGUGUCACAUUUAUUUAUUCCCCCCCUUUUUCCACCUGUGUAGCCAGAUUAUGGCAUUUUACUUGUUAACUAUGAUGCUGCUGCUUAUAACGUGUACUUGUCUGAUAAGUAAAAACCCUACACUUGUAGAUAAUGCAAACGCUACAGGCUCGGUUUCGGAAGGAGAUCAGUGCAUUCAUUGAGACAGAAUCUAAAGAAACUACAGGCUGGUUUCCCGGACACAGAUUAAUCCUAGUCCUGGAUUAGAAACUAUUCUCAAUGGAGAAUAUCAAUUGAAAGUGUGUUUUAGUCCAAAUCUUAAUCUGUGUCCAGGAAACCGGCCCUACCAGGCCUUAUGUUCAUUUUCCACAGUAAUAUUUGGAUCACUUGUACUGUUGAAAGGAGAGGAUGGAUGUACAUACAGAAGCUCUCAGAUCUUAAAAAUAUGAAACCAUUACCCCAUGAACUACACUAAACAAGCUUGCAAACAGAUACAAAAAUAUUCACCAUGAUGAUGCGAAUAUAAGUUGUUUAUAAUAAUACAGUAUUACACACUUCUUCUCGUCACCUUCCCUUCACGUAACUACAGCUUUUGCAAUAAAGAAAAUACCAUGAUGAGCAAACUUAAGUAUUUUGUACAUAACUUUUGAUCAAUCACUGCUUCGCAACUUUCAUGAAAUGAAAUAAAAAGAUUGGCUAUCACUUUUUUGCUCAUUAGCGAAUUAGCUUGCAUGUUUUUGGGCAGCACAUCCACUUGGUGCUGCCUUAAAUCGAUGGGUCCUGUUUUGGCUGUUGAAGUGCACUUGUAACCUCAUCAGUUUGGUCAGCCUUUACAACAAUUAAGUUAUUAUUUUGGUAGGGGAGGAAGACACCUAGCGGCAAUACACUCACGGAGCUCUGUAAGUUGACCAAAACUUAACAAUGUCUCUGUCUGCCCUAGAAAAUUAUGUACACUGUACAGGGCAUAACCGUCUCAAGAUGCCAAGCAGACAUGUACAGUACUGUAAAAGCAUCCUAGUUCUCCUUUAGUACAGUACUACAUAUUUGGGCAUGUGGCUUUGUAAGGUACACUGUGUGUGUGCCUUGGUACUUAACCCUCCCGUUGUCCUAGGGUCAAAAUGACCCGCCACUGUGUUGAACCAACUUUAUUUAAUUUGUAUAUUUUUGGGAUCAUUUGUGAGAAGGAGGCAGUGAGACUUUAAAGAAAGGGUUAAGUACAGUAUCUGGCAACUAUUCCCAUCUGCUGAACAGUUUCAAAUCACUUUUUGUUUUUGUUUUGUUAUUCUUAUCAAAUGGGGCCAUCAUCCUUUUACAAGUAUGUUAGUUUUAUUUAAUUGCGUGUGAGGGAGAAGCCAGUAAUUUUGGAACAGACAUAAAGUACUGUAUUGGCUGAUGACCCAUGAAGAUCUGGCUCAUUUACUGUCCACAUUAUCUACUGAUGAUGAUCACUAAGAGAAGGUAUUCCUAGCAAUCUGUUCACUAUGCAUGUCAUUAUUUGUGUUUGUUUUGUCAUGUAAGAUUCAUAUCUGUAUUUAUAUAAUUGUUUUUUUGUUUUUCAUGACAACUUGUACAGAAGGGUUUCGUUAACAUCCACCUGUGAUAGAUGAUUUGCAACAAUGUAAAUUUGUUUGCGCUAGAAAUAAACAACCAUGAAAGUUGA
This is a messenger RNA of Coregonus clupeaformis (lake whitefish), 8685 nucleotides long. It is a transcript of the gene clasp1a, whose product is annotated as cytoplasmic linker associated protein 1a. Gene Ontology annotation, molecular function: microtubule binding; kinetochore binding. The transcript has 45 exons. Lineage: Eukaryota; Metazoa; Chordata; Actinopteri; Salmoniformes; Salmonidae. Gene Ontology annotation, cellular component: spindle microtubule; microtubule organizing center; cytoplasmic microtubule. Gene Ontology annotation, biological process: mitotic spindle assembly. The record is from RefSeq and is a predicted model, not a curated record. Bases 798 to 5789 code for a protein of 1663 amino acids.